Botrytis byssoidea is the source of this 342-nucleotide messenger RNA. RefSeq lists its product as uncharacterized. The transcript has 3 exons. Lineage: Eukaryota; Fungi; Ascomycota; Leotiomycetes; Helotiales; Sclerotiniaceae. The coding region runs from base 1 to 342 and encodes 113 amino acids. The record is from RefSeq and is a predicted model, not a curated record.
AUGGCAUUGGUGUUGAAGGCCUUCUAUAUCAAGUUAGAUAUCAACAUUGGUUUCAGGAGAUCAUCAUGGCAGGAAUGUAUUCUUCCCGCAUUCCGCAAGUCAUGGCAUACUGUUUGGCAUUUGCAUGUCGCAUGGAAUACACUCAGCCAACCACUUCCCUUUCAACUUCGUAUGUAUGGUCCCUCUGACGCCGCCCAGGCAACCUGUUGUCCAAAUAGACAAUGCCCGGCCAGCUCUUAUGGUACCGUUGGUAUUGGUCUCCGCGCCGCGAAAUCGCUAACUACAUCAAUGGGAAACAAGAUAAGUAUCAACAGAAUGUUGACACAAGUUAUAUUUAUGUGA